AUGAGACACAUUAACCUGGAAGGUUCCAAGCGAAUAGUCAAGACUGUUCUGAUCCUCUCUUACGAGCCAAAGCGACAUUCCCUAAUUUACGAGAACGACUCGCUGAUUGCAGAGAAAGAUCAAGAAAAUUUGUUCGAUGUAAUCCAGAAUGCUAUUUUGAUUGUUGCAAGAGUUUUCGUAAUUGGAUCUAUCUUAACUGGAGUGACUGUUGUUUAUUUGAUCACGCGGUUAAUACAUGGACACAUAUUUCCGACCGUUCUUCUGAAAAGCAUCCAAUUCCUGGGACCGAUUUUUAUAAAGUUUGGUCAGUGGGCAUCCACGCGGAAAGAUAUAUUUCCGGAGGACAUUUGUUGCACGCUAUCGCAGUUACAACGCACCGUUCCGCCACAUUCUUGGUUCUACACCGAGCAACUGCUUAAAUCGAUUUACGGUCCAAAUUGGAGAAAAAUAUUUGUUAAAUUCGAGAAUGAAACACCUAUCGGAUCCGGAUGUUGUGCUCAGGUGUACAAAGCAUGGAUCGAUUUGAAUGCUCGAGUCGAAGAAACGCAAGAGUCCCGAAUACCUGUUUUCAUUCAAAUUAUCGAAUAUCUGAAACUCGGAUCGUUGAUCACAUCGAUCGAUAAAAUGGCGAACGACGACAGCGACAACGAGAGUCAGCAGGAUGUUACGCGAAACAGGAAAUUGCAGCCGGUAGCAGUAAAAAUUUUACACCCCGGAAUCAAAGGUCAACUGAGAAGAGAUUUGACCAUAAUGAGAGGAGUCUGUAAAUUCGCGACAAGCGUCGUCCCGCGGUUGCGUUGGCUGAGUCUAACCGAUUGUAUCGACGAGUUCUCGCAAAUAAUGGAGAAUCAAGUCGAUAUGAAUCGGGAAGCCGUUAAUCUGCUGAAGUUUUCGGAAAAUUUCUCCUACAAGAAAGACAUCCUCUUUCCACGACCUUAUAGGAAUUUCACGAAACGCGACAUACUCGUAGAAAGUUACCACGAGGGCCCUUCCAUAUCCGAGUAUCUCGAAUACAAAGACAACAAGUUACAGAAGAAAUUGGCUAAAUUAGGAAUCAAGAUGGUCUUAAAGAUGGUAUUUAACGAUAAUUUCAUUCACUGCGACUUGCAUCCCGGCAAUAUCUUGGUCGAAACGGAUCGUGGGUCAACCGAAGGAACGCGUGCUUGGCUUUGGAGAUUCAUCGAUCGCGAUUACUGGCCAAUUUAUCCGCGUCUGAUUGUACUCGACUGCGGUCUCGUGGUAUCGUUGAACGACCGUUGUCAGCAAAAUCUUAAAGAUGUGUUUCGCUCGGUAUUGAUGGGUAACGGUGAACUGGCCGCGGAGUACAUUCUGGAACACAGUUCGCAGGUUUGUCCCGAUCCGGACGGUUUCAAACGUACGAUGCGUGAGAUCGUCAACACUCAUCUACGAAAACGGGACAACGUGAACGUGAGCACGGUGGUGGCCGAAUUGUUCUCGGCGAUGGUUCGACACAAAGUGAAGCAAGACGGCUCGUUUAGCAGCGUAAUUCUCAGUAUGGCGGUGAUCGAGGGUCUGGGGCGUAGUCUAAAUCCGAAUCUCGAUAUUUUCACGGAAGUUUUACCGUUCAUUUUCACUAAUACUCUACAGGACAAUUAA
Dufourea novaeangliae is the source of this 1617-nucleotide messenger RNA. RefSeq lists its product as uncharacterized. Gene Ontology annotation, cellular component: mitochondrion. The transcript is spliced from 10 exons. Gene Ontology annotation, molecular function: protein kinase activity; ATP binding. The record is from RefSeq and is a predicted model, not a curated record. Gene Ontology annotation, biological process: protein phosphorylation. NCBI's taxonomy places the organism in Eukaryota, Metazoa, Arthropoda, Insecta, Hymenoptera, Halictidae. The coding region runs from base 1 to 1617 and encodes 538 amino acids.